Molecule: messenger RNA, 3004 nt
Organism: Nymphaea colorata (pocket water lily)
Lineage: Eukaryota; Viridiplantae; Streptophyta; Magnoliopsida; Nymphaeales; Nymphaeaceae
Product: pentatricopeptide repeat-containing protein At2g13600-like
Exons: 1
Coding region: 192-2528 (778 amino acids)
Biological process (GO): RNA modification
Molecular function (GO): RNA binding; protein binding
Source: RefSeq, a predicted model, not a curated record
UAUACAUGCUUAACAGGAACGCUAAUUCCGUUGUUAUUCUCAAGAUUUUUUUCUGGCGCAGCCAAAAGGGAUUCUGAUUCAUCCGUGAGAACGAUGAUGGUUCGUCUCUCUUGGCCGCAUCGUGUCCUGUCCUACAGAAAUCGAUUUCGUUGUGACGGUUGGCAACAGGAGAACUCUCUCCUGCUGCAGCAAUGGACUUCUGCGUUCCCUCCUCCUUGUGCAGGCCCUCUCUUCCGCACAAGGCUUCUUCUCUUGUAUCUCCAUUUCCAGACAGAUUGGCUCUGUCUCAUUCAGCAACUUGCGCUUCCACCAUCAUCCGGACACCCGUGGACAGGCAUCCGGACGCGAUGUCUUUAAAGAUACUCUCCUCCGUAAACCGGGAGCGCUUACCAUUAGACAAACAGAGGACAAUUGAGCAAGUUUUAGCGAAAUUACGGGAUUCGGAGCCUACACGCAAAGCAUAUGCUCAGAUCUUGCGUUUAUAUAUCGAAAUGGGCCUUCCGGAUGAAUCUUUAAGGGUCUAUUUUGCUAUGAAAGCUGAGGGGUUUACUCCGGGAGUUGUGUUGGAAACCAGUCUUUUGAAUCUUUGCAUGAAUUCUGGUUUUCCGGAUGUUGCCCGCCAAAUAUUUGGUCAAAUGCCCGAAAAAAAUGUUGUAACUUGGACGUCCCUGAUUGUUGGUUGCAUUAAGAACGACCAACACUGGAUUGGUUUCGCUCUCUUCUGCCAAAUGUUGGCUGCUGGAGUUUGUCCAAACGACUUCACGUUCAAUGCUGCGGUUCAGGCGUGUACGUCGUUGGACGAUGGGAAGCAGGUGCAUUCUCUAGCGGUGAAGACUGGAUUCAUUUCUGAUUCCAGAGUAGAGAAUUGUUUGAUUGACAUGUAUGCUAGAUAUGGUGUGAUCAGCGAUGCCCAACGAAUAUUUGAGAAAAUGCUCUGUCCAGACGUUGUGUCCUACACCACCUUGAUUGCCGGGCUUUCUCAUAAUGGUUUCUUCGAGACAGCAAUAAAUGCUUUUGUGAGAAUGCUAAACAUGGGGCUCAGCCCAAAUGAGCACACAGUUGGAAGUGUCCUGGUUGCCUGUGGCAACAUAUUUGCUUGCAAAUUAGGUAUGCAGAUCCAUGCUUAUGCAAUCAAGUCAGAACUUUGUGGUAUCUAUGCUGCCAGCUCCCUGGUACAUAUGUACUCAAAGGGUUCUCUAAUCGAUUAUGCAAGAACAGUUUUUGAUGUAAUGGAGGUCAAGAAUUUGGUCACCUGGAGUGGAAUGAUUGAUGGUUAUGUGAAGAAUGGGCUUGUAAAAGCAGCACUUUUCUUGUUCAUGCAGAUGCUGGUUAUGGGUAUCAAGCCCAACGAGUACACGCUUGCGACCUUAAUUUCUUCUUGUGGGCUGUCAUCCAUUGGCAUCAGCGAAGCACUUCAAUUACAUGGUUAUGCAAUUAAGCUCAAUUACGAAUCGAAUAACCAUGUCAUGAAUGCCUUGAUUACCAUGUAUGCUAGAAAGAACAUGGUUGAUGAACUCGGCCAUGUAUUUAAGAGAAUAGCCUUCCGCGAUUCAGUUUCAUGGUCAGCUGCAAUUGCAGGAUACGCCCAAAAUGAACAAAAUGAAGAAGCUGCAAGAAUGCUAUGCUUGAUGCACAGGGAAGGUGCUGAGCCCACCAAACACGCGUUCGCUAGUGUUAUUAGUUCUUGUGGUGAUCUUGCAGCCUUGGACCAAGGCAGACACUUCCAUGCUCUAGCACUGAAGUCCUCAUUUGAUCAGCACAUAUGUGUGUCGAAUGCACUUGUAUCGAUGUACUCAAAGUGUGGAAGCAUGGUUGAUGCAUGUAUGGCUUUUGAGGUUACACCUGAACCUGAUGUCAUGUCAUGGAACACAUUGAUACAUGGUUAUGCGCAUCAUGGUAUGGGCGGGGAAGCUCUUCAAGUGUUUGAGAGGAUGACCAGCUUAGGUGAAGUUCCGGAUGGAGCAACCAUAGUUGGGAUCCUUUCUGCGUGCAGCCAUGCAGGUUACGUAAAUGAAGCACGUAAAUACUUCGCUAAAAUAAAGAGUGAAUAUGGUGUGACACCAACAAUUUCACAUUACUGUUGUAUGGUUGACACGCUUGGUCGAGCGGGGAAAUUGGAUGAAGCAGCUGAGCUGAUUAAGGAGAUGCCCUUCGAACCUGAUGGCAUAAUAUGGAAGACUCUCUUGGCUGCAUGCAGACUGCACAAGGAUCUUAGACUUGGCAAGAUUGCUGCAGCACAAGCAAUCUCCUUAUCUCCCAACGAUUCAGCUAACUACAUUCUUCUCGCAAAUUUACUGGAAGAAAAUGGCGAGCCUGAUGGAGCAGAAAGGGCAAGGAGAGUAAUGGAGACCAUGUGUGCAAAGAAGGAAGCGGGGUAUAGCUGGAUUGAGAUCAGAAAUGUGGUUCAUGCCUUUUCCUCUAGGGAUAAGUCUCACCCUUGUACCAAACAUAUCUAUGCCAAGUUGGAAGAACUACUCAUUGAAAUGAAAGAGGCUGGUUAUAAACCGGACCUCGACAUUGGUACUUGAUUUGUGGAGUUUCUUUUUUGCUUCUUGCUUAACUUCUUUCUCCCAUGGCAGUCAUGGUGCGGUUUGAAAGUGGUACCGAGGGAUGCCUUCUUGAUCGCACCAAAACUUUCUGCUUAUUCCUCUGCAAGUUGGUUUCCUUUAGCAAAAACAACUUUUUAAAGCAUUGCUGCAGGAAUCAGCCAUGAGGUGUUCGAUGGCCUGGAUAAUGAAGCACAACGGGCCAGGGUUGAACUUACCCUCCAUAUGCUCUCACCCUUUUAAAAUGAGGGAGAGUCCCUUCCUAUUUCAUGGAUGAAUCCACGACCACGGUGGAUUGUUGAUCAAUCAUUGAUUUAUCAAAAGGCUGCUUUGUUGUGCGCGGGAAUCAGAAAGGAAAUGACUGCUGUAUUGAGAAUUCGAGAGAGAGAGAGAGAUAGAGCUGUGCGGGGAAAAGAAUAAUCUGGAACUAACGAGUCAUCGUGGGUGCUUGAGAUAAC